This is a messenger RNA of Callorhinchus milii (elephant shark), 4229 nucleotides long. RefSeq names its product centrosome and spindle pole-associated protein 1. The transcript has 32 exons. The record is from RefSeq and is a predicted model, not a curated record. NCBI's taxonomy places the organism in Eukaryota, Metazoa, Chordata, Chondrichthyes, Chimaeriformes, Callorhinchidae. Gene Ontology annotation, cellular component: microtubule; centrosome; spindle pole. Gene Ontology annotation, biological process: positive regulation of cytokinesis. Bases 224 to 3814 code for a protein of 1196 amino acids.
GGGGCGCGGUGCACGGCGGGAGCAGUUGAACGCAGGCAGCGGAGAGGUUCGGUAUCGCCGCCGUCGCCGCUGCUGUGGCAACGUCGUUGUUAACGGUCGUGCGUUCGGCCGCUCGAGCUGCUUGGUUUAAACUCGCAGGGAGCGGACGCGAAGCCGUUCGUCACACACUGAGCGAGUGAGCGCAGCGCCGAAGUCCCUCCAGUUCUCAGGUGUUUUACUGAAAAUGGCAGAUGAAUUGGAAAGAUUCCUUGAGGAACAAAAGUUCAGACUAGAGCAAGAUAAAGCUGAGUUGGAGCGAGAUCCACCAUAUAUGGAGAUGAGAACAAGAACUUCCGAAAUACACCCUGAUACUUAUCGGGCAACUGACUCAAUUGCCAAAGAAAAUAUUUUAUUAAAGGGUAACCCAAUGAAAGGAAACCUACAAACAAGAGGAGGUUCAGAGGAGAACUAUGGGUUAAGUCUACCACUUGGGUUAGAAUAUGAUAAGAAAAAAGAGAAAUUGAAAGAAGAGCUUCGACAAGACUACAGGCGAUAUAUGGCUGAGGAUGCUACAAAAGUUAAAAGAAAGAAAAAUAUGAGGGCUACAGGUGAACUAGAUCCAAGCACUGAGAACCUCUCGCUUCCCAUCUCUGAUAGAAAAUCUGCAAAAGACAGACUAAGAACUGAAAGGAACAAAGAGUAUAAUCAAUUUCUCAAGGAGCUUGAUGAAUAUGAAAAAGUAAGAAGAAAUGCAAGGGGAGUACCUAAGUAUGGUAAAGAAAAUAAUGAAGAACCAUUAGAUGACUUCAGAGUUCAGGAUGAAUCUUAUCUAGUUUCCCGUCCACCACGUGAACCAGUCCCUUCCAGAAAAGAUGCGUAUACCUCCAUGGAGGCUUAUGAGGAACUCCUGAAUAGAAAGCGAGAAGAAGAGGGUAGAUAUCGUGGACUCGAUCAUCCGAAAUUUGGGCAGAGAAGAAAUAUUCAGACACAAACAGACAGAAGAUCAGAUGAUUAUCAAAGUUACUUACCAGAUAUUGGCAACUUCGUCCAGAAACCGAAGAAUGAAUACAGACUGUAUAGAGAGAGGAGAGAGCAAGAACCAUUAUUCAUCGAAGAGGAUAGAGAAGAUCAAAGCAGAAGACCUGUCUCAGCAAAACCCAGACCUUCGAUAAAUGAGAUCUAUGACUCCAAAAGAGAGCGAUCCAAAUCUGCUACUGUCAGAGACGAUGGCAUAUUUGGUACUGGAUUAUUGUUGGGGAAUGGCGAAAGAGAAAGUGCCCAUAGAAGAAGAAGAGAGAAAUACAGACAGGAAUUAUUAGAACAAAUAUCCGAACAACAGAAAAACAGGAAACGAGAAAAGGAUUUAGAGCUCAACGUUGCUGCAUCGGGGGCUGUAGAUCCAGAGAAGGAACCAGAUCGUAUAAGACAGUUUGGUGCUGUAACUAGACAUCACGAUAUUCGCAGACGAGAUGUCUUAUAUGAUCCAGGUGAAGGUCCACCCGCUGGUCUACCUUCAAGUGGUGCAAGGUCUUUUGGUGAAGAGAGAGAACCACCAGAACAUCCCAGAGUGGCUUUCCAUAAUCCUGCAAUUGAUAAUGGAGGCCCGAGUGGUCUCCACAAUGGAAUGUGGAAUUCUCUUGGGACUAUAAUGACUCCUAGGCUUGCAGCUAUGCCUCCCCCUCCACCGCCUAUGCUGGCACAACAUUACCAAACACCUUAUGAUAAUGCUUAUUACUAUUAUGGUGCUAGAAAUCCUUUGGAUCCGAAUUUGGCAUACUAUGCUCCUGGAGUCAUGGGAGUUCAGCCUUUGUCCUUCGUCAGCCCACCCAAUGGACUGCCGGUACAGCCCUAUCAGCAAAUGCCAGCACAGCCUUAUCAACAAACAUCCUCCAGGGACAAUCCUUUCAUGACAAGUGUACCAAAUUCCACUGUGGCAAAUCGAGCAGUUGGAUUUCUGCCGGAACAAACAUCAACUCGCUCAAAAGAAAAUGUACAAAGUUAUCAGAACUAUCUGAAACAGCAGAUGCAAGAUAGGGAGGAUCGGAAGAGAAGAGAAAAGGAAGAAACGGAGAAAUGUGAUGCAAGACUCGAGCAAGAGAUGAGGAUUUACAAUCCUUGGGGAAGAGGAGGGGGAGGUGCCCCUCUCCGAGACACUGAAGGAAAUCUGCUGACUGAUUUGAAGAAAAUGCAUCAACAAAAUGAAGGUGCUUACAGGGACUAUCCUCAACAAGAUGCCAGAGCUUUAGCCAAACGUGAUGAAAACCUUGAGGCCUCGCAAAACAAAAAUCAAGGCUGUGCUCUGGGAAACGUAUCACAUUUUCCCCAAGGGAAUAUGUUAAAUGAUGGACAAUCAGAAAAGCAAUUUCGUGAACAAGAAAAAUACAAAGAUUUUCUACGUUUACAAAUUGAAGAAAAACGACGUAAAGUAGAAGAAGAGCGUGAAAAAAGGAAGCUGGAAGAGCUGCAAGAAGAGAAACGCCUAGCUGAACAGAGAGCGUGUAUUGCAAAAGAACUUGAAGAAGAGCAAGAAAAGAAAAGACGUAAAGAAGAAGAGCAAAGAGUGAAAAAUGAAGAAAUUAUUCGUUUGGCUGAAGAACGUCGUCAAGAAGCAGAACGAAAGCGAAAGGAGGAAGAGAAAAAACAGGAUGAGGUUAUUCGACAACAGCUUGAGAGGGAAGAAACAGCAUGGAUAGAGAAAGAGCGAAGACCCUCUCCACCUAUUCCAACUGUGAAAAAGAAACAGGAAAAUCAACGAUCUCCAUCUGUGGAUAGUCGUGAAUCAGUAUUGGAUCGUCCACAAACAAUCCCUCAUUCACCACCAGUCCCUGCUAGACGAAACCAGCUUCGAGCGUAUGAGGACAAGAAAGACAUAAUCAGCGAACUAUCCACACUGAGAAGGCAGCUACGAAGUGAGGAACGACGUCUUGAGGGACAACUUCAAAAUGUUGACAAGGAAGAAGAUUUAUUUUCUGUGUCCAAGAGGCGAGAGAAAUAUCCCGAUAUCUUUGAUUUAGCCAGGCAGCGGAUACAGGCCCCAGUGCGACGGCCUUCAUCCAAAGAUUCUUUGAAUUUGCAAAACAUCAGAGAUUUUAAUGACCUGAAAUACAGAGAUUCAGCAACACGUGCUGAAGUAAGACAAAGGUACCCAGACCCUCCGAAUGAUAAUAAUACCCUGGAGAUUCAACAGGAGGCACUACUGAGAGAGCAACGAAAGAAUCUGGACAGGAUGAGGAGGAAAGAAACAGCUGAGAGCUUUGUACCUGCUGCAAAUCUACACAAUAUGGGGCUGACAAGGGAGCCAAUGAGGGAACCAAGUGAAGACUGGUUGAAAAACUCAUUGCUUGAAUCAGAUAGCGCCUUUUUAGGAAGCCAUGGAGAAACCUUCCCUCUUCAGGCAUACACUGAGCCAACAUGGCCUGAAACUCGUGCACGAGACCGAAGACGCCGCAAUAAAGAGAGGCUAGAUUUCAACUCUGAUAGUCCAAUUGCCAUGCACCCUACUCAUCGAGCAGACAGCACCUCUCUGCACUCUGGCUCCACUAUGCAUUUGGAUCAAGUAAGAGCCAGGAAUGAGCAACGUAUAAAGAAUCUGGAUAAUUUGCAGCAGCCAGAUAUUGUUACACUGGAAGAUGCUGACGACAUUCUGAAGCAGUUCUUAUCACAAAACAAAGAAAGGCCGACCUCAAUUGAUACAGUGGCUACUGACCCAUGGCUCCGACCAGGAACAUCUGAAACUUUAAGGAAGUUUAUGGACGAACAUACCCAAAAUGUCCGCCCACCUUCAGUUAACACAUCUGCCUUCAACUGGCACGGUCAUUCCACUGCACAUGGAUGAAAUUAUCUGCCAGAGACAAGAAGCGACUCAGUAGGGAAUACUUUUGUUAGUGGAUACAUCUCUAUGCACUUUCUUUAUAUAUGUAUUUAAAUUUGGGGUCCAUAUUCUCUUCACCAGCAUGUGGCCUUGAAUAAACACAUUACAAAAGGGCAAAAAUCUUUCAUCUGUGAUUAAGAGUGGUAAUCAACAAAGUAUAUGUGCUUAACAGUAAAUUAUUUCCAGGAAUAUUAGCAUCUGGAUUACACUGGAACAGAAAACUAUUUUUCAGUUUGUUAACUGGAUCUGGCACUAACUGGUGCUAAUAAUUGAAUUUAUUUUCCAAACCUGCAUUGUUUCUUAACUUAUAUUAUCAAUGAUUGUAUUUGUUGUAACCUAGAUGUGUGCAAUAUGUAAAUAAAUUUUAUUUUUAAGAAUA